Pelodiscus sinensis (Chinese soft-shelled turtle) is the source of this 2471-nucleotide messenger RNA. The record is from RefSeq and is a predicted model, not a curated record. NCBI's taxonomy places the organism in Eukaryota, Metazoa, Chordata, Testudines, Trionychidae.
GGAGCCAGUCAGGAGCCGCGGGCAAUAAGGAUUCAAUCACUCCCACGACACAAGCGGCCCAAACACUGAAAUCCCGUGACCCCGACAGGCGAGCUCCUAGAAGCCGGGUGGAGGAGCAGCUGGAACGCCGUGUCCGCGGCAGCUCUAGCUUCCCUUUCCGGACUUGAACUGUGGAAAGCACCAGCCUAGGCUUCCAGGAAUAUCUCGCUCUCGCCUGGAUAGACCCACGAGCUGAAAGAGAUUUUGCUGAAAAUCGAUCGCUCCGAAGUUGCUUUCUGCUUCACCAGGGACCGGAGCUGUCGCAGAAUUAGCCGGUGGUGUUGAAGCAGUUCUAAGCUGCACCAUUACAUUUCCGAAAAAACUUGGAAAAACGGAGAAUGAUUCUAGAUUUGAACAAAGGGGAAACCCACCUGAACCGACCAUUGAAAACUCCACUCAGGCAGCAAACAGGACGAUGCGGACUCAUGCCCCUCAGGACUCAUAAUAAUUUCAUUAAAGUUGUCAACAGGAAAGAAUUUCGAUUUCUGAGCGCAGGAUCUAAAGGCUAAUUAAAAGCCAAAUGUAGCUUAUUGCACGAUCUGUGAAAUUCUCACGUAGUAAUCACAUCAUACGGACCGCUGGCACGUAGUUUACACUUAGUUCUAAUUGCAACACAUGAAAAGAGUAUCUUAACAAGCGCGGUAGUUGGUGGGAAUUUAAAAAUAAUGUGGGACUUUUGUAAACUUUGCAUAGUUAAAUAGACUGGCUGUUUCGGGGUGUUAAAAUGUACUUAAUUUUGUUUUAUUCAGAGCCGAUCUACGUUCCUUUCCUUAUUGUUGGGUCCAUAUUCAUCGCCUUCGUUAUUGUGGGCUCGUUGGUAGCUGUUUAUUGUUGCACGUGUUUAAGACCUAAACAACCAUCGCAGCAGCCAAUACGAUUCUCUCUUCGAAGUUAUCAGAUCGAGACUCUUCCAAUGAUCCUCACUUCCACCGGCCUCCGGACACCGUCUCGACAGUCCAGUACUGCAACCAGUUCGAGUUCUACUGGAGGCUCCAUCCGCAGGUUCUCUUUUGCCAGGGCAGAGUCUGGGUGCUUAGUGGCAUCUCCACCUUCACCUUACACGUCUGGGUGCCUACAAACAGGCCAUUCUAUCCACCUAACUCAACCAGCUGGAUUUUUGGUGUCAUCACCCUAUUUCGGCUAUCCUCUUCAACCAGAACCUUCUCUAGCUGGGAGGAGCUGCCCAGAUUUUUAGCUACGAGUUUUCAAGAGUAAUAUAGCCAUAGGAGGUACACUGCUACUGUGUACAUUUCACAUUAACAUGUUCUGUAGCUAUGGAACUCAAUCCUAUGUGAAUGGGGGAGUUGCCCAUUUAAAAUGCAAGAUUGCAUAGAAAUUGGUACAAAUAUUUUAGUUGUAACACAGUUUCCUUGUACUUGGGUCACAACUGCAUAUACAUUAUGAAACAUUUUAAACAGUCACUGCUUUCAGGAAGUUUCAGAGAGGUAGCUGUGUUAAUCUGUUUCAACAGAAACAAUGAGGGGUCCUGUGGCACUUUAAAGACCAACAAAUGUAUUUGGGCAUAAGCUUUAGAGUGCUACAGUUCACUUCCUCAGAAGCAUGAAGUGGACGCUUCAGUUUGGCAGGAAUUUAUACAAAGAUGGGAGUUAAUUGGCCUUGUUAGCACUGAUGUAAACACUUCCAUCUCAAUAUAAAUCCCUACCAAACUGAAGCUUCCAUGCAUCUGACCAAUGGAACUGCAGCCCAUGAAAACUUAUUAUUUCAAAGUGACCUUUUGAUAAUUCAUUCUAAUGUGUGCAGAAUUUCUACAGAGAAAUGUGGAAUACCAAUUUGGGGUACAAUUUUUAAUAACAUAACUACAGUUAUAAAUUAUUUUGCGGGCCAAAUGAUAUUAACUCAGUGACAACAAAUCUGACUCAGCAACUCUUGAACAGCCAUUUACUUACCAGACUAGUCCUAUUUACUGCAAUGAUACUGCUCAAGUGAAUAAUGGUUGCAGGAUCCUUACCUGGGAUUGAGGGAAGAAAGCUAUAAAAUGGCGUGGGGGUUGUACAUGAUUAUAAAUACCAGAAUCAUUUCUUUAACAUGCACAUAAUAUAAAUGAGGUUAGAGAGCAGAAACUUUGUUUUUUCUAACACUUUACUUACCGUAAGGUGUUAGAAAGCUAGGGCCAGAUAUUUUAAUGCUGGUUAGGUUUAGUUUAAAACAAGCCCAAGCUUCCAGCAGUCAGAUCAUUAUAUAUGGAAAAAGUACAACCUACACAGUAAUGUCAUUAAGAGAUUGUCAAUGUAAAAUUCAAACACAUAAUUAAUUCAAAGCAUUUUUGUGAAAGGAGAAUUUACUGUAAGUUUUUGGUUCUGCAAUAAAUACAAAUUGGACAAAGUGGUCUUCAAGUUCUAUUUGUAAAAUUAGUAAUGUAUAAAAUGUAAAGACAGAUUCAUAAUUUAAAAUGUAUGUACAGCAUUGACAAU